CGGGUGCGGCAAGGGGUUGGUGUGUGCCCUCUGCUAGAGGGAGAGGCGGAGCUUGGUGGGUGUGGAUUAAUGGGUUCUGGGUUUUAUUUUCUCCUUUAGUCUAUUGACUAGGAAGGCCUCCAAAGGCACAGGUAAAAUGCUCUGGAAGGUUUGGGGACCUGUUCCUUCCAUCCACUUUCACUUGGACCGAGCUGGGGUCAAUUCGCCUCAAUUAAUUUAAAGUCCAGGGCUUUUGGUUUGAGACCAUAGGCUUCAUUUCUCAGGACUCCUAGGCCUUCUCCUUUUAGUGCUGUCAGUGAAACUAUUUGGUGUUUGGGUGUUUUUUACCUUUCUUUCUCAUGAUGGCAUUAUAAAAUAAAUUCAUUUAAAUUUAUUGGCCUAGUUCAUUAUUGGUUGUAGUGGUUUUCUAAAGCCCUAGGUUGUAGGAAUGUACACUUUAAAAAGAAAAAAAAAACAACCCUGAACAAAUGGGAAAUAUGUUUGCUAAAAUAACUAUUUGUCAAGAAAGUUUUAAUAGAAUUUCAAUGUUCUUUUUAUUACCAUUAUUGUAUUCCUUUAUCCAGCAAUUACUGAUUGUAGAUUUUAGAGACAUAAUGGCCCACAAUUGUGUCAAUAUCCCUGCCCUCUGGGAGCUUAUAGUCUGUGAUUCUCUAUCACUAUAUGAAUAGGAUGGCACAGCACUGAUGCAGAGUAUUAUAAGUGGAACAAUGUAUGGAAAACCCUAAUAAUAUUUAUUUCCUGUUGAAGAAGAUCAGAAGCACUGUGUAUUGUAUAUGAUGCAUAUUAUAUGAUUGUUUCUGAACACUGGAUAGUGCAUCAAUAAAGCUACUAAUUGCUGGCUGUGUUACAUAUAUCUUAGCAAAUACGAUAGUUAUUUGUGUGACGCUGCGUUUGGCAAUAAAAUUGAGAAGCCUUUUUAUUUUAUUUCAGAUAUGCACUCACUCUAUAGUACUUUACCUUUGACGUCUCAGGCAUUUUAUUAACUUUAUAUAUGUUAUCUCAUUUAAUUCUCAAAACAGCCCAUGAGAUGCAGGUACUAUUUAUUUGACUGAAGAGAAAACUGAAAUUUUCAGAAAAUCUCCAAAAGGAAAAUGUUUUUCUUGAACUGUACAAAUCAGCUGCUGGUUCAGAAUUGAGUAAUUUGUGGUAUACUUUCCAGAUUAAGUGAUAUUAAGAUGCUAUCUUAAUCUAGUCCGAGAAACGGCAUGUUUUACCAAUUUCUUGUAAAAUUGCAUUGAUCACGGUGAUUAAGUAGAAGUCUUAAAUUUCGUCGUUUUUGACGCCCAUAUUGUAUAAGGGUUACCAGUCUCACAGGUGUUUCCACACCUAACCCAAGUACUUAUUUUACAUUUAACUUUAAAUUCUGCCUUGCACUUCCCAUUAAGCAGUGUUCAGUGUUCAGAUGAGGUCCGAAUUUUUAAGGGAUGCAUAUUUAAUUAAAGCAGAUAAAUUUUAACGGUAUAAUCAAUACCAUUCCUGUGCCAGCUCUCAAUAGUUUGGCAAGACAGUGAGUAUAACAGAAAGGAUGAGAGACCAGUGUAUUUAGUAACGAAAGAAGGAAAAACAACCGAAAAAUUUAGAAACAUAUAGUGCUAAGGAGACAGAACUUCCCACCAUUUUAGAAAUUGGAGUAUAACGACCUGCCCUGUUAUUUAGAACACAGAAAUUGAACAUAGGUUCGUAGUACACUGGAAAAGAGUGGAGAUAAGUAUAAAAUGGAAAAUUAGAUUUAAAGUUGCAUCAGACAUUAUAAAAAUGUAAAAGUGAAUUUAAACCUGGCAAUGUUCAUGUUUUAACACACCCCACCCCAAGGAACACCUUUUGGAAACCCCAGCAUGCCUGUAAGACCCUUUGGCAGCUGGGGGCUGGAAACAGCGGAACGAAAGGCAGGCGUUCCUCGGUUGCUGGGGCGGACGAGGACCCAAUCUGUCCGUCGUUUCAAGUUUCCCCCAGGGCUUGGGACCAAAGCGUGCGGCAAAUUCAGGUUUUCCGGCACCGUAGUGGUCGUCGCCGACCCGAAUUAGAGGCCAACUGAGAAAUCUUCAUGCCUCAGAUUUGUUGACCUACAGAAUGCUUCGAUACCCAUAUUUUUGUAGAACCUAUAAAGAAUUUCUUUCAUGCUGGUUGGAAUCUGGCAUGUUUAAUUUAGGUGUCUGGCCAAAAAAGAUACAUGCUACAGCAGAAAGAUAUGAUGAACAUGAAGCCCACGAGCAAACAUAUCAAACUGGAGCUCAGGAGUUUCACAGAUCUCAAGGUUCUGAAGUGAUGACUAAAUUACAUAUUCCAGUAAUGGUGGAUGAAGUUGUUCGGUGUUUGGCACCACAAAAAGGGCAGAUUUUUCUAGAUAUGACAUUUGGUUCAGGAGGACACACAAGAGCCAUUCUACAGAAGGAGUCAGAUGUUACUAUUUAUGCCUUAGACAGAGACCCAACUGCUUAUGCAAUGGCUGAACAGCUUUCAGAAUUGUAUCCCAAACAGAUCCGGGCUCUGCUAGGCCAGUUCAGCCAGGCAGAAGCAUUAUUAAUGAGAGCUGGAGUGCAGCCAGGGACUGUGGAUGGAGUCCUUUUGGAUCUUGGAUGUUCCUCCAUGCAACUUGAUGCUGCCGAAAGAGGUUUUUCCCUGCGGAAGGAUGGCCCCUUGGACAUGAGAAUGGAUGGUGGCAGGUACCCUGACAUGCCCACUGCAGCUGAUGUUGUGAAUGCUUUAGAUCAACAGUCACUUGCAUCCAUCCUGAGAACAUACGGGGAGGAGAAGCAUGCCAAGAAAAUAGCUUCAGCAGUUGUUCAGGCACGUAGCAUCUACCCCAUCACCAGAACCCAGCAGCUUGCUAGCAUCGUCGCAGCUCUGCUGGUGCUCUUCGUCUCCCGUACGGAAAAGAAGAGCAGCGAGAAGUCACAUUUUUUAUUCAAAAGAAAAUCCAGAAUUUUCUGCUGCUAAAAAGAGGACUUGCAGCAAGAGGGCAUCCUGCAGAUUAUCCCAUCAGAAAACUUGACCUGACAACUGAUGACACUGAGGCACAGGAAGCAUCUCAGCUUCUUCAGGGUCCAACCUCAUUCAUUAACGGCAAAGUCAGCCCUAAUCUAGAAUUUGGAAGCUCAUGAAUUUGAGGCAUAAUUGGGAAUCUGCCUUUAAGAAAUUAAGUUAACUUUUCUGUCUCAAGAUCCUAAUCUGCAAACUUGAGGAGAUAGCAUUGUGGCGUUAGAUAGAAAUUCUAUGAAAAUGUAAAAUAGGAACAAUUUAAGUAUCUUCAGAAAGAUUUGACAUGAAACACAUAUUAGGGGGAUGACAGAUGAUGUAGUAAAAGUGAGCAUAUUCACAUAUGUGUAGGCAAAAACCUCAUUUUAGUAGAUGCCACUGAAAGAUUGAGUUCUCUAUAAUGAGUCCAUUUUUAUGGCUCAGAUCAGCUCAUAAUGCAAAAACUUUAUUGAUGAUAUAAUUCUUUGGAAAAAGGGAAAAAUAGAAACAAUGAACUUUCAGGGUUUUUUUUCAUUUAUUUAAAAAAAAUAAUAAUAAUUUGGGAGAGGCUGCUAUAUACCAGGUAUUAAACUGAGUACUAAAGAUAGAAUGGGGAGUGAAUCAGAUACAGCCUCUGUGUUCACGAAGCUUACUGACUAGUAAGGGACUGAAUAAAAACGUGGUGUAAUAAACCUGUACUUAUAGUGGAAACCUUAUUUAUUUUACUCUGAAGUAAUGAUUGUGUGGCUUAUAGAAAAAGUUGCUACAAAUAUAGAGUUAUAGAACUUAUACAUAUACAGAUAUAUAUGGACAUGCUUGCAUCCUAAUUGCAGUUCCACAAAGUCCAUUCUUGCAUAAACCACACCCAUGGGAUAUCUUGUACAAGGUCUGAUCUUAUUGUUACUCAAAUGAAGUAAGAAUUUAAAGGUAUGUACAAAACAAUCUGAAAGAGACAUUUUCU
Molecule: messenger RNA, 3916 nt
Organism: Hipposideros armiger (great roundleaf bat)
Lineage: Eukaryota; Metazoa; Chordata; Mammalia; Chiroptera; Hipposideridae
Gene: METTL15
Product: methyltransferase 15, mitochondrial 12S rRNA N4-cytidine
Exons: 6
Coding region: 2071-2937 (288 amino acids)
Biological process (GO): rRNA base methylation
Molecular function (GO): rRNA (cytosine-N4-)-methyltransferase activity
Source: RefSeq, a predicted model, not a curated record